AUGUUUGUUGUCGAAUUAAGUAAGACAAGUUUAGUGAUUAUAAUUUCCAUAGUCAUUUUUGGCUUAGAAACAUUAAUUAAUUAUUUGCAUCAAUUUAAAUUCCAAGAUAAUAUUCAUAAUGACAAUAAUAACAACCAUAAUCUGUUUAUACAUCACAAUAGCAAACAAAUUAUUGUGUUUGGGAUAUUUUACAUUCUUAUCAAUCUGAUUGGAAUUUAUUUACAUUCAUGCCAAGAUAAUACUCUAAUUCCAUCUACCAAUGAAGGGACACUUUUAGCUUCCAAAAUUGGAAAAGAUUUCGAUUUUGAUGAUUUUAAUGGAUUAUUAUUAAUAUUUUUUUCAAUAUUUUCAUAUACUGUUUUAAAUAUUCUCCAAAAACGGUUGUUUACCAUUAAUUAUUCAAAUUUAAGACAUUUUUUCGUUGAGACAAGAAGACUUGAUUUUAAUAGUAUUCUAAAAUUAUAUUAUAAAUAUGAAGCUAAUAUUAUCAAGUUAACAUUUCUCAUCGACUUAUAUCUACUGAUUGUACCAUUUUUUAUUCUAAAACUUUCUAUUUGCAAGAAUUGUAUCAUUAUACCAACAUUAUUAUCAAUUUUAUUAAUCAGCUAUAAUUUUAUUGAAAUAAUAAAUUCAUCUGUGGAAAAUGGGAAUUUGAUUUAUAUAACCUUGAAUAUUGUUUCAAUAAUAGUUCAUAAGGCGUUUACAAUUUUGAUUUCUAACAAAAAUAUUGAAUCCGUAAAUUAUACCCCCAUCUCAUUAAAGAUUCCAUUAUUUUUAGAAUUAAUUUUCUUCAUUUAUAUAUAUACAACAGAAAAUUCUAUUCGUGAUUCAAAUUUGAAUAGACAGAAAUUAACAAAAACGAGAUUGGGCAAGAAAACAAGCUGUAAUCGGUAUAAUAUGUUUUCAUUCAAUAAAUAUAGAUAUGAACGAAAUAGAUAUUUGAAUUUCGAACAUGGGAAAUUUUUCAGAUCAUAUUCUAUUUGA
Molecule: messenger RNA, 984 nt
Organism: Henningerozyma blattae CBS 6284
Lineage: Eukaryota; Fungi; Ascomycota; Saccharomycetes; Saccharomycetales; Saccharomycetaceae
Exons: 1
Coding region: 1-984 (327 amino acids)
Source: RefSeq, a predicted model, not a curated record